AUGGAAGCAGAACAAGAGGAAACUAUAGCAGAGAACAACAUCUUUUGUAUAUCCCAAAAUUCUCUACCAGAAAUCCAAACAUCACGGUCGUCAGAAUCAGGACAUGUGUCCACUACAUCCUCUCAAGUGUUAGAUCUGAGAGACUCCCCACUUGACAGUGUACAUUUAGACACUUCAAGGACUUCUUUCAUCGUAGCAACUGCUUAUUGUCAGUCACAUAAAAAUGGCUGUGAGCAUUUAUCAGUGGACUCUUGUAAAACAGCUUCUAAACAAGACGGUACAUCUCAGAAUUUAGAGGUGUUUGAUUUGUAUCAUUCAGAACACAGACCGGAUAAAAACAGUGUCCUUGCAGUUGAGGUUUUAUCUUCUGGGCACCACACUACUGACUGUGGACGUAAGAAAUCUACUGGGUCAACUUCACGCGGGCAGACACCAACACCUGGCCAUGAAAUCAAGCAAUGUGGAUUUAGAAUAGAUGCCAGGUUGUCUUCUGAUGUAGAAACAGGUAUUGAGCAAGAAGCAGCUCAGGGGACACAGUACUUGUUGCCUGAAACCUCUGGAUUUGUGAGCACCUUACAGGGAGUUACUCGUGAACUGAAGAGAGGCAGAGGACGGCCUCGUAAAGAAGGAUUGCUUCUUCGCACUAAUAGGUCUAGUGACUUAGACAAGAAUACAAGUCGUCACUUAAGCAGCAGAGGACAUAAAAAAGUUGGUCGCCCUGUUGUAAGGGGUUGUCGAGGUGGCAGACGGGGAAGGCCACCGUACCUUCAUGUAGGCCUGGCAUGUGUGGCUUCGUCUCCAUCAUCUGAGGGAGAUUUCUCCAAUCCUUUACUGUCACCUGCAGACUUUGCUCAGGCGGCCUCUGCCACCAAGCCUGACAUCCUUCUGCCACGUGGAAUGGCGGAUUUCUCAAGGCAGUCUUCUGUAACAUCAACAUCUGGUGCCUCUGAUGCACCAGGUGGAGUGUCUGCAUCACCUGGAUACAUGGCACAUUCCAGCAGCAUGCCUGGCACACCUACAGAUGUUUCCCCAACACCAGAAUCACAAAAUUCUGGACAUCUGUGCGCCCUUUGUAACUGUGGAGAGAGGAGCUUGCUGGGCCAGGGUGACAUACUGAGGUUCGAACCCAGUGAAGGGUUUGAUGUUUUCAAACUGUUAGAACCGAAAACACUACGAGAAGCAGAUGAAGUCGAUACACUUGGUAAAAGCAAAGGGCCACCGCCGCCAACAUGGAGGAGAUCAAGAGGACCUUUGAAGACAGGAAGAGAACGUAGUCGAUCUCCUCGGCAGUCUGGGGAAAAAGAAUCCAGUGGUUGUCCAGUUAGUGAUGAAUUAUCCUUGGUCGGUUUCUCCGAUGAUACAGAAAUCUCCCAGCUGUUUGAAUCUUCUGGCCAUGUGUGGGUUCACCAUUGUUGUGCAUUGUGGUCAGAGGAGGUGACCAUGGGAGAAUCCAAUCAACUGACCCUUGUGGAUAAAGCAGUUUACAGUGGCAUGUCUCAAAGAUGUGCUCACUGUCGGAAGUUUGGAGCUACAGUUGCUUGCUGUAUACCGGAAUGUGGAAAGAGGUUCCAUUUCCCUUGUGCAUCAGCUGGGGGAUGUUUUCAGGAUAUGAAAACAUUGUCAUUACUCUGCGCUGAGCACAUAGAUCAAGCUGAAGCAGUCGCUGGUAAUGCUGCCUGCUGUAUACAGUGCGGGCUGGUGGGAAACCUCAAAGAGCAGCUCUUUUGUACCAGUUGUGGUCAUCAUUACCAUGGUAACUGCCUGUGUCCGCCUGUUGACAUGAAGCCUAUAGUCAGGGCAGGUUGGCAGUGUCCAAACUGCAAAAUUUGUCAGACGUGUCGAACUGCUGGGGAGGACAGUAAAAUGCUGGUAUGUGACAAGUGUGAUAAGGGUUAUCAUACAUUCUGCCUCAAGCCAGUCAUGACCACAAUCCCAAAGAAUGGGUGGAAGUGUAAGAAUUGUAGAAUAUGUACCGACUGUGGGUCUAGAACACCUGGAAGUGGGCCGUCCUCCAGGUGGCAUCUAAAUUAUUCAGUGUGCGACUCGUGCUACCAGCAGAGGAACAAAGGUCUGUGCUGUCCGCUGUGUGGCAAGGCCUACCGGCAUUUUCAUAACAAGACCAUGUUGCCAUGUGGGCUUUGUAAAAAGUAUGUUCAUAUUGAAUGUGAUCAGUCCAUUAACCCCAACAGAGGAGACAAACUGAAAGACUUGCCUCAGGAUUAUAUUUGUACAGUUUGCAGGGAGACGGAUCCAGAUGCAAUGAUGGAUUUGGAUCAACAGCUGCCAGCUCUUUCUUAUGCUGCAUCAGAAGAAUCUGUGGAGAGUUUUAUGA
Molecule: messenger RNA, 2332 nt
Organism: Candidula unifasciata
Lineage: Eukaryota; Metazoa; Mollusca; Gastropoda; Stylommatophora; Geomitridae
Source: the annotation of a GenBank genome assembly